AUGCACUCGCACAUCCUCACCCCGGCUCUGACGACGCGCAUCCGCGCCCAGCGACUCGCACCGGCCGCGGACCCGUCUGCCGGCGCCUUCCACGCCAACCUCGCCGCGGCUCUCAACGAUCGGCGCGCCGCCCACUCCCUGCGAACCAUUUCAGACAACAACCCUCAACAAAGCAAGAAGAUAGACUUCGCCUCCAAUGACAUCCUCUCCUUCAACGCCACCGGCCAACUUUACCACCAUUUCCUCUCCGAACUCACGACCGCAAACCCCCCCGGCGUAAAUAUAAAUAUAGGCUCCACCGGCUCCCGUCUCCUCGACGGCGACUCCCUCUACCUCUCCCAAACCGAACUACUCAUCGCAACCUUCCACCACGCCGAGACCGGUUUACUCUGUUCCUCCGGGUACGACGCAAACGUGGCCGUGUGGACAGCCAUACCCCGGCCGGGGGAUGUGGUGCUCUACGACGCGCUGGUGCAUGCCAGCACGCAUGCGGGGAUUGCGCGCAGUUUGGCGAUGGAGAAGUUUGAAUUCAAGCAUGGUGAUGUGGAAGACUUUCGGGAGGUGCUGGGUAGGGUGGUUAGGGAGCAGGGCUUGGUCAGGGCGGGGAGGAGGAGUGUGCUGGUGGCGGUGGAGGCGGUGUAUAGCAUGGAUGGGGAUGUGUGUCCGUUGAGGGAGAUGGUGGAGGUUGCGAGGGAGGUUUGUGGUACUGAAGAGUUGAGAGGGAGCGUGCAGUUCGUUGUGGACGAGGCGCAUAGCACAGGCUUGUUGGGGGAGAAGGGGGAAGGGUUGGUCAGCGCGCUGGGGCUGGAGAAAGAGAUCGCGGUAAGGGUGCAUACUUUUGGGAAGUGUAUGGGUGCCAGUGGAGCAAUUGUUCUCGGCAGUUCGCUCAUCAAGACGGCGCUGAUCAACUUUGCCAACUCGGUCAUCUUCACCACGGCGCCGCCCUUCCCGCUGGUGGCUACCAUCCGGGCGUCGUACGCGCUGCUGCAGAGCGAGCAGGGCCAGGCGGCUCGCGAGCGCGUGCAGCAUGUGGUGCGCUUCUUCUACGAGGAGCUGACAUCUCACCCGGCAUGGCACACGGCCCGGGAAAGGGGCCUGCUCUCGGUCCCGCUGGCCGACGACUGGGACAGCCGCGCCUUUCAGUCGCAUAUCUCGACCGUCUGGACGCGCCCGCAGUACAUGUACUGGCUGUACUUCCACCUCCACGCCGAGGGAUACUGCGUCUGGCCCAUUGAGCACCCCGUCGUGCCCAUUGGUCAAAGCCGCAUCAAGGUUUCGUUCCAUGCGGCAAACACGGACGAACAGGUCCAGGGGCUUGUCGACGCCAUCUUCGUUUGGGUUGAGGAAGUGACGGCGAACGAGGAGGGACGGGCCAAUGCGAAGGUUACACACGCGGCAAGUGUCGUGUACGAGUGGAUGAGAAGCGAGGGUCUUGAUGGGUUCGGCAUGGUGUAA
Messenger RNA from Canariomyces notabilis, 1455 nucleotides. RefSeq names its product putative aminotransferase. Bases 1 to 1455 code for a protein of 484 amino acids. The transcript is spliced from 3 exons. Gene Ontology annotation, biological process: biotin biosynthetic process. Gene Ontology annotation, molecular function: pyridoxal phosphate binding. Lineage: Eukaryota; Fungi; Ascomycota; Sordariomycetes; Sordariales; Chaetomiaceae. The record is from RefSeq and is a predicted model, not a curated record.